AUUGCAAUACAUAUAUGAAACCGCAUUUGCUUGUGACGUACACUCCACUACCAUACCGGUUGACCAUAAAUAGGGUUCCUCUGUCAACGGAACCAUCUCUCCGAUUCUGAUCUCAAACUAAGAUGGCCGUGAUUGUUUAUAUAGACAGCAUAUUGGUCCCUAUUAGUCUCUUCCUUACGGUGGGUUACCAUGCUUAUCUCUGGCAUAGCCUCAAGAACAAACCCUCUCAUACUACCAUUGGAAUCAACAUAUUGAAGAGGAGAGCAUGGUUUCUAGAUAUCAAAGGGGGUGAUGAAGAUAAGAUGGGUAUGUUGGCUGUCCAAAGCUUGAGAAACACUCUAAUGGGAGCCACACUCACAGCUGUUAUAACAAUUCUUGUUGUAGUUUCAUUAGCUGCUCUAAUCAACAACGCCUAUAGUGCAACACACAUCUUCAGCAGUGUGAUAUUCGGGUCACAAUCCCCUAGGAUAUUUGCUCUGAAGUAUGGCUCAGCAGCACUGGCAUUGUCAAUUAGCUUCCUCUGCAGUUCCAUGGCAAUCGCAUUCUUGAUUGAUGCGAAUUUCCUGAUUAAUGCCUCCGGUGAUCAUGAGUUCUCGUCCUCGUCUGCAGAACACACACAAAGCAUAUUUGAGAAAGGGUUUGUUUUGGCUCUUAUUAGCAACAGAAUGUUGUGCAUCACUUUUCCGGUGCUGUUAUGGAUGCUUGGGCCGAUACCGGCUUGUUUGUCGUCGAUGGCAUUGGUUUGGGGGCUUUAUGGGCUUGAUUUUGUUGGAAAGUUAGCAAAAAGCAAUAAGCAAAGUAUCAGUUGAGGACAAUAAGGCCAGCAAGUCGUUUGUCAAUCGCAAAUAAUGAAAUAAUUGAGCAACAACUAGCUAGACAAUAAGUUAGGUGUGUUCAGUUGCAUCCGUUUUGUGAGCUAUUUGUUCAAAGAAUUGGGCUACCCUGCCCUCCUUAGUUUUUCUAGCCUGGCCGUGCAGGGAGUUGCUCUGCUUUGUAGUUUUUCUUUUCCUCUGUUGUUCCAUUUCGUUUAAUAUAUUCCUUUCGCCAAAUAAAAAAAAAAAAAAAUCUCAAUUAGAACACCAUCCCCCUCCUCUCCCCAACAAACACUUUCUUUUCCUUUUUUUUUUUUGGUAAUACGUGAAUUAGAAGGAUUUUGUGAGAAAAAUAAGAAAAUCAAUAUUACAUAAUGAUCGGUGAUCAAUAGUUGAUAUGUAUAUCCGAGUCUACGAAAUCAAUUGAUAUCCAUGUGAAGAAAAUUCUUGCGAGCUAGGUCUAAUUAAGCACAGCCACGCGUAGUUGAGGUUAAUUGGCAUCCUCCCCCAUAUGGUUGUAUAAAGCUUAAUACUGAUGGGGCAUGGAAGAGUAGCUCUGUUAAGGCUGGUUAUGGUGGAGUGUUUCGUGAUUAUAAAGGUCAGGUGGUUGGUGCUUUCUGUUCAAAUUUAGAGAUGCCGAGUUCGGUUGCCGCUGAAGUGAUGGCUGUUAUUCAAGCUAUUGAAUUGGCUUGGGUGAGGGAGUGGAAACAUAUUUGGUUGGAAGUGGAUUCUGAGAUUGUGCUUAACUUCAUGCGCUCUCCAUCUUUAGUACCUUGGCGGCUUAGCAUAGAGUGGAGAAAUUGCAUACACCGUAUCUCUCAAAUGGAGUUUCACUCAUCGCAUAUCUUUCGUGAAGGUAACCAAGUUGCGGAUGUUUUGGCAAAUCAUGGUGUCGACCGCACAGGUUUGGUUUGGUGGGAUCUACCGCCCCCAUUUAUUACUUAUUUUUGUAGUCAUGAUUGGUUGGGUCUUCCUAAUUUUCGUUUCUGUUAGUUGUUUGUCUGAUUGGUUUGUAGAGACGAUGUUGUUUCUCUUGUACUUCGUUUUUCGUAUUCUGCUG
Messenger RNA from Rosa chinensis, 1872 nucleotides. RefSeq lists its product as uncharacterized. NCBI's taxonomy places the organism in Eukaryota, Viridiplantae, Streptophyta, Magnoliopsida, Rosales, Rosaceae. The record is from RefSeq and is a predicted model, not a curated record. Bases 123 to 809 code for a protein of 228 amino acids. The transcript is spliced from 2 exons.